Messenger RNA from Sphaeramia orbicularis (orbiculate cardinalfish), 3450 nucleotides. It is a transcript of the gene capn10, whose product is annotated as calpain 10. The transcript has 13 exons. Gene Ontology annotation, biological process: proteolysis. The record is from RefSeq and is a predicted model, not a curated record. The coding region runs from base 386 to 2383 and encodes 665 amino acids. Gene Ontology annotation, cellular component: cytoplasm. Gene Ontology annotation, molecular function: calcium-dependent cysteine-type endopeptidase activity. NCBI's taxonomy places the organism in Eukaryota, Metazoa, Chordata, Actinopteri, Kurtiformes, Apogonidae.
ACAGGAAGGAUUCACCCAAUGAAUGAACAUGUCCGAGCGGAAGAGCUUUUAUGUGUUUUCUUACUCAGCAAGGUGAUGCUUCUGCUGCAGCAUUAAUGCCCAAGAAUGCUUCUGUUGUUUUGGAUUAAAACGCUAACAUAUUCCAAUGACAACAGCUGUCAAACCAUGAUAAAGUGAAGCGAUAUGGAGAUACAGAAUCUAUGCAUUACUAGCUAACAUAAGCUAACGGUUAGCUAACGUUGUUAUGAUGAACAGCAUCGAGGAGAAAGAUGCUUAAAACAGGCGAAAGGUGCCACUCAGGAGUGUCAUGUACAUGGAGAUGGUCACGGCUGGCUGAAGUUCACUCACUGACCCAGGUGUCAUUCAGGUUCAAAGAACAGGAGCCAUGAAAGAAGACGGGAGAGCAGUGUGUGGAGGCGAGGCUCUGUUUGUAGACCUGGACUUUCCCACUGACGACAGAGCCCUGUUCGCUGAUGGCUCCACCCCCAUUGCUAGACUGCGAGGAGAGAUUACCUGGCGACGCCCACAGGAGAUCUGCCAGUCACCAGUUCUGUUCCCUGAAAACAUCAGCCUGGGUUAUGCUAAACAAGGAUUACUAGGAGACUGCUGGUUUCUCUGUGCCUGCACCGUUUUGCUUAAGAACAAACAUUUACUAAACAAGGUGAUUCCUCCAGACCAGCCUCAGUGGAGCGACAGCAGGUUCAGGGGUUCCUUUCAGUUUUGCUUUUGGCAGCAGGGACAUUGGACUAAUGUGACCAUUGAUGACUGCCUUCCCUGUAUUAAUUCCACUCUGUGCUUCUCACGCUGUCACUCCCCCACUGCAUUUUGGGUAGCUCUGUUGGAGAAAGCCUAUGCUAAGCUUCAUGGGUCAUAUGAAAAACUGUGGGCAGGUCAGGUAUCCGAGGCCCUUGUCGACUUAACUGGUGGCCUGGCUGAGCGCUGGAGCCUGGGGGUCUUUGGGUCAGAGGAGGAGCAGAAAACAGAGCUGGAUAGUGACCAGGUCAGGAGGAGAAGGCUGGACCUGAACCUGCUGAACUCGGUGAAAGACGACUGCACGCUUAGCUGCUCCACUCACAGCAGUCCAGGAGGUGCCAGUGAACUCGGUCAGUACCAUGCUCUGAAUGUCAUGGAGUGGCUGGGUGUGAGCACGGUGUCAGGGGGCGAAGUAAGGCUGCUCAGGAUCAGAAACCCCUGGGGAAGAUGCUUUUGGGGAGGGGACUGGACUGGGAGUGGAGCAGGUUGGAGUUCUAUUGAUCCCGUCUGUGCUAUGGACUUAAAGGCGAGAAUUGCCGAAGGUGAAUUUUGGUUUGAUGAGACUGAAUUCAUGUCCCAGUUUGAUGAUGUCACAAUAGGGUACCCAAUUAGUGAGGAUGGACACCUUAAGAGCAUUUAUACCGGAAAUGUGUUGACUCACAGACAUCAGCUGUCUGGCCGCUGGAUUAAAAGCCACUCUGCUGGCGGUAGCCGAAACAACAGCAGCUACGGCAACAACCCAAAGUUCUGGCUCAAAGUGUUUGAAAAAGGAGAGGUGCUGGUAUCGCUGCUGCAGCAUAGAAAGUGGAGGAGCACGGAAAAGCACGCACAAAUGCCACUUGAAGAUAGUAACAUCACAAAGCACCAGCAUUACCAAGCGAUCGCUCUGCACAUGUGGAAGGUGGAGAAGAAGCGUUUUAAUCUGAGCCGAAUGUUAAACAAACCUCUGUAUGCUUCUACUCACUGCCACGCCUAUGAGAGAGAGGUGAUUCUCCACAAAGAGCUGGAGCCUGGAUACUAUUUACUGAUUCCCAGCACCUACCAGCAAGGAGCUGAGGCCCGCUUUCUCAUUAGGGUCUUUUCUUCUUCUCCUACAUCCCUCAGUGUCCUGAAAAGCCCAGCACCUUCACUGCCAUUAACAACAGACGGGGAGUGGGAGACCAGUUACUUCCGGGGAGCCUGGGUGGAGGGAAGCACUGCAGGAGGAAGCAGGAACUUCCUGUCUCACUGGCAGAACCCCUGCUUCCCCUUUUCUGUAUGUGAUGACCCUGCAGGGACAUCAGGCGUUAAUGUCAGGAUUACCCUACACCAGAACCGCCCUGAAAAUGACCUACAUCCAAUCGGCUUCCACAUCUAUAAGGCCCCAGAGGGAGUAUCUGAGCUAACGCCUCACAAAGACGAGGAUCUUGUAGCGAGUUGCAUCCCUCACUGCUACACACAGGAUGUGAGUCUGGAAUGCAGUCUCCCUCCUGGAUCUUACACCAUAGUGCCCUCCACUUACCAGCCUGACUGCACGGGCAACUUCACCCUCAGCCUGGCUCGCAGAGUACACCGGAAGGUGGUCAAAAGUCAGGAGAGGCUUGGGAGAGCAAUUCAAGAGGUCUCUCACAUCUCUGUGAUGCGGCGCUAGUUCUCUGGGACUGUUGCUGCUCCACUGAUGUCGGCUCACCUCCCUGUGCCUCUUGGCCCACGAUGAAAGAACCAUUUCUGCCAUCCACGCUCGCCAUGGAGGCUGUGUGUGUGCAUGUAUGUGUAUGAAUGUGUACCAUGAGUGGUUGAGAAGGCAGGCAGAGACUUAGUGGGAAUGUGUGUGUCGGGACUCCUAGAAACCCCUUUAUCCUGAACCGCUGAGGCUCAGGGCUGAUGGGCAGCCACACACUCAUCAGCGAUUAGGACAUCAGAGGUUGUCGGUGGGCUGGGCUGCUAAUGAAGUAUGACGGGACUGGCUGGUGUAAACAAACAGCCGCCAUUGAAGAAGGCCGCCAGUGCUCUUGCUCAUUCACUCACUGGUGCGCCUGCCGGCCCAGAACAAAGAGCCCUCUCAUGAAGGUCCUCACAGAGGCACAGGGGGCAAGGGGCGAGGGGAUGGUCUCAAACAGCAGAGCCAACCAAACCACACCACACCAUAACGUGCCAUACCAUGCCAGAGCUUUCCUCCCAUCCUUCAUCCCCCAACACUUCUAAUCUAGCUUGCAUUGUUUAACUCAAUACAGACACUGGUUUCCUCUAACCCACAUGUCCAAACCCUCUAACCAUUCUUAGUAACCCUGAAGUCAGACUGGACCUAUAGACGACCCGGUGUCUGACUCCAUUAAGUUCCCUUUUUGUUCCCUCAGACUCGGUCCACAGUUAUGCCUGGACCUGACCAGAAGGACACUUUGAAGUUGCCGUGAAAACAGAUGACAAGUGGAGGGUUGGAUUAGAGGGGAUGAAACAAGGGAUGCGGCACAUCAGAGGAUGGCGGUUCAUAUGAAGAAGCCGCCAGUCCUUUUUGUGGUCAAGCUGUGUAUGUGUGGUGGUGUGUGUCUGCCUGUACCAUGUCUGUUUGUGCUAAAGUCACAGGGUGGCUGAUUAUUGCUGCACUGGAGCCAGUGUUAACAGAGACUUUAAAUGGCUGUAAUUAACAGAUUAUGAUGGUACUGUGUUAUGUAUUUAUUAUGUUUGUCUGCAAGAGAAAGAAUAAAGGGUUUAAAUAUA